AUGUCUUUCCUCCGCAUCGCCGCUCGCGCCGUCCGCGCUCCCGCACAGCCCCGUAUCCAGGUCGCAUCGCGCGUCCAGCGUCUCAACCAGGCCAGAACUUUCAGCGUCGCCAGCGUCAAGCGUGCCGACGUCGACGCACACGACCCUCACCACGAGGAGAGCUUCGAGGAGUUCACCGCCAGAUACGAGAAGGAAUUCGAGGGUGUCCAGGAUGUUUUCGAGCUCCAGCGUAACCUGAACAACGCCUUCGCCUACGAUCUCGUUCCCGCUCCUUCGGUCAUCGUUGCCGCCCUCAAGGCCGCUCGCAGAGUCAACGACUUCCCCACUGCCGUCAGAAUCUUCGAGGGCAUCAAGGCCAAGGUCGAGAACCAGAGCCAGUACGACGAGUACCUUACCGAGCUCGAGGGCCUCAGGAAAGAGCUUGGUGUCGAGCUCAGAGAGGCCAUGUACCCCGAGUCCUCGUAA
Aureobasidium melanogenum CBS 110374 is the source of this 465-nucleotide messenger RNA. Its product is annotated as COX5A-domain-containing protein. Gene Ontology annotation, cellular component: mitochondrial inner membrane. Gene Ontology annotation, biological process: mitochondrial electron transport, cytochrome c to oxygen. The transcript is spliced from 4 exons. The coding region runs from base 1 to 465 and encodes 154 amino acids. The record is from RefSeq and is a predicted model, not a curated record. Lineage: Eukaryota; Fungi; Ascomycota; Dothideomycetes; Dothideales; Saccotheciaceae.